Monodelphis domestica (gray short-tailed opossum) is the source of this 2817-nucleotide messenger RNA. RefSeq names its product ras-related protein Rab-39B-like. The record is from RefSeq and is a predicted model, not a curated record. Gene Ontology annotation, molecular function: GTPase activity; GTP binding. Lineage: Eukaryota; Metazoa; Chordata; Mammalia; Didelphimorphia; Didelphidae.
CUAAGGCUGCCCACUUCCCAGAGUCUCCUGCGGUGCCCCGGGAACUCCUGCCCAUGGAUGCCCUCUGGCAGUACCAGUUCCGCCUCAUCCUUCUGGGUGACUCGACGGUGGGCAAAUCCUCCCUGCUGAGGCGUUACACGGAGGACGUCUUUGUGGACUGCCUCGACCAGACGGUGGGAGUGGAUUUCUAUGUCCAUUUUGUGGAAGUCGAGCCUGGAAUCCAGGUGAAGCUCCAGUUCUGGGACACGGCUGGCCAGGAACGAUUCAGGUCGGUGACUCGGUCUUACUACCGGAACUCGGCCGGGGGGCUGCUGCUGUUCGACAUCACCAACCGAGCAUCCUUUGAGAGCAUCCCCCGAUGGCACCAGGAGGUCCUGGACAAAGUGAAGCCCUUUGACAUCAUCUUCCUAGUGGUGGGGCACAAGAGCGACCUGGUGGCCGAGAGACAAGUGACGCCGGCGGAAGGGGCGGAGCUGGCUUCCUCGCUGGGGGCCCGCUACGUGGAGACCUCCGCCAAGAGCGACAGCAACGUGGGCUUGGCCGUCCAGCUGCUCACCCGCGACAUCUACGAGGCCGUGAAGAAGGGGGCCAUGGGCCCGUGCACGGAGUGGGACGGGGUGAAGAUCCGGGUGCCAGCUCACCCCGGGCAGCAAGAGAGAGGGGACGGGGGUGGGGAAGGCUGGAAGUGUCCGUGCUGGUGACUCCGGCAUCGCCCACCUUGCCUGCGAAGCAGGAGGGGAGAGGCGGAUUCCCUUUUCUUUGUUGCACCCUCAGGGCUUGGCUCAUGGGAAGUACUUAAAAAACGCUUUAUGAUUGAAUUCCAACCAACUCUGCUCCUUGGUGGAAGACUUCUUUCCAAAAACAUGUGCAUUUCUCAUAAUUUUGGUCCAUGGUGCUGAACAGCAUCAUGGAAUCAAACGGAUUGCUAAUCACUAGCUUCUCCACAAGAUGCUUUACUUCUUGGCCUUAGUGUUCCUCACCUGUAAAAUGGCCCUAGUUAAAUACCAAUAAGUGAAUUCAUACUUAAUUAGAAAAAAUACUUAAUUGGGCUAAUAACAAAAAUAAAGCAGGUUCAUACCGACUCCUUUCACAGAGUUAUCACCAGGAUAUGCAAGCCUUCCUAAAAGUGGCAUUAUCGGUACAAUGCUUUCCUCUGGGCUUCCUUUCCUAUUAUAUAUUAUAACAUUCCUAUACAGGAAUGACUUCAUGAGAGCUCUUAUGGAAAAAAAGAAAAAAAUGAUGAGAAGAUUCCUUCUAGUACUAAUGUUAUGGGACUUGAAGUAAAAUCUCCCCCUCCUUUUUUUAAAAGCCUUACCUUUUGGCUUAGAAUUGAUUCUAAGGCGGAAGAGUGGUAAGGACUAGGCAAUUGGGGCUAAAAUUUGCCCAGAAGUAGUUGAGGUCACAUUUGAACAGAGCUCUUCCCGACUCCAGGCCUGUUGCCCGUCUGCCAUGCCACAAUUUCCCCUUCUUCUUCUAAGAAAGGUCCUACUUCAGUUUUUUUCAGCUUCUCCCUCCCAUGUAGCUGGAGUGAAUGUUAGGUGGACAGGGCCAGAAGAUGGCUCAACCUAGAAGGGCUGCUAGUUGGGCCUGGCUUUACAAUCUCAGCAGGGACGGAUACUGGGGUACUCUGUCCCCUGACACGAUCAGGCAGCCCAGACUCCCCAGUGAUCCCAAUCAGCACAGGGCACUGACCCUAAAGGAACUAGGGGAACCAAAGGUGGGCUUGGAUGAAUCCAGUUUCCUGGGUUGUUCUGCAGUGGGAAAGCCACCAAAGUUAGGAGCAAGAUCUUGCCCAAAGAACCAGAGGCUCAAAACUCCAUUCUGUGCAGAGGCAUGAAAGUGUUUAUUCAAAGAAGAGGUCCUGGGUAGUGGAAUGACCUAAGCAGGGGAUUAAGGCUUGUCUAUUGAGAGUCGGAGGGCUUAUCAUCUUCCAUGCCUGGGAAAUAACCAUUACCUAGAAGUCCUCCCCUGGGUACUUCUGGGCAUUUCAGAGGAAAAAUCCAAGAAAAUGGGUGUAGAGGAGGGUAGAAAUUCAGGUGGAAUUGUGUCUGGGGGUCUGAGGUGUCACAGGUGAACUUUAAGGUAAUGAGCUUCAGGAGAUUCCCCUAGACUUUGAGUCUUCAGUGUAUAGUCUUAGGUUUCCUUUGGUGUCCUGCUUUCCAUCUCUUGCCAACCUGAGAGAUAUCUUGGUACCCUCCAGGAAUGGUUAGCAUGCCCUUAUGGGCUGGGUGGGGAACAUAAGGAAGGUACAAGAUGGGAUGUAUCUGAAUACACAAGAGUAAUGCAGAGAGAUUAAUACACAUUUUGUAAUGUAUCAACUGGGGAAGAAUACAAGAUUUCAAAACACAGGGGUCCUGCUUGUCGCCAUCCCCUUCCAUCAGUUCCAGUCUCAGUGAUGCUGUUCAGAGGAGGUUUGGAUCCCGAGUCUUUCGGGGAUGCGACCCCUCCGUCUGUACCCCUGGAUUUAUUAGGCUUGCCAGUCUCUUUGAUCCUUAGUUUAUUCUGCUUUAGCUUGCAGACUUCGGCUUUACCUGCCUACUUGGGUUAUGAAAUUGGCAUCAGCCUAAGAAAUUCAUGAUGCGAACUCAGAACUUUGUGGGGUUCUCAGUUCUGGAGAGGGCCUGGAUCUGAGGCCUCAAGGGAGCCUUUGCCUCUGGGUCUGGUGACUUCAAAGUGCUGGUCCGAAAUCUUCCCUUGGGCAGAGUGGUCACUUCUGUCCAAUUUCCUUUGGAGUAACUGGGCAGAAACCAUCAUCCUGUUCCUUCCAGUGAUGAAUGGCUUUUGGACAGAAUGCUGGAAAACUCCAGAAGUGGCCCC